CGGCGGCCCAGUCUUACCAGCCGCUCCCGCACGUGUAGAAAAUUCUAGGGUUCAAAUCAAAUCGACCUUGUCCUCCUCGCCCUAUCCUCUCGCUUCCCCCGUCCAAUCCCCACCUCAGCAAGCAAACCCUAAUCGACUGCCACGGAGGAGGCAGGAUCGAAGGUGCGCGACCGAGCGGGAGCUGGCCGUACCUGAGAUCCGAGCCACCGGAGCUCAAAAUCCCCCCCGCCGCCGCCGCCGUCGCUCUCGCGCCGCGGCAGGAGGGUGAUGAGAUCUUCGGGAGCGGGCCUCGCUCGGUCAUAAGAUGCUAGCCGGCGGCGUUGGCAGCAACAGAGGCGGCAGCUCCCAUCUCUCCUCCCCCUCCUCCCAGAGGGACCUCCGCGGAGGCCGGAGCUUCCUCUUCGGGAACACCUGGUUCAUGCUCUCCGCCUACCCGGCGCGCCUGCUGCACACCGCCGACCGCCGCGCGCCCGCCGCCGCCUUCGUCGCCGCCGCCAUCCACCGGACGCCCCGCGUCGUGCGCGCGCACGGCGGCACGGGACAGGGCCUGCUGCAGCGGGGCAUCGUCAUGGCCGCCUGCGGCUACGCCUUCGGGCGGGCCGACCUCGGCGCCGCCGCCAAGCGCCAGCUGGAGAAGGACUCCUCGUCCGUGGCUGCCCACGCCUCGCGCAUCGUCGCCAUGGGGUCAGCUGGGACGGCGGCGAGGCCCGACGUCUCGUUCAAGUACCGGGGUUUGGAGUACUGUAAGAAGGUCGGCGUGAGCUUGAGAUGCCGCGAGCAGUGGGGGAUGGCUAGGACGUUCUGGACCAGUGCGGUUGGGCCGGGCAGGCAGCUCAGCUUCUCGGUUGACCCUUGGGCUCGGGAUUUCAGCACGUCGUGUGCGGCGCCUUACUCUGCUGGAGCUACAGAGAGUCAACUGACUCUGGAUGAGGCACUACAGGAGAAGCAGACGGAUAACUCCACCGUUGCCUCUGAUGGGAAGUCACCUGCUCCUGAAAAACUGAAGCUGGUCUCAGGUUCUUGUUACCUGCCUCAUCCUGCUAAGGAGGCGACUGGCGGCGAAGAUGGUCACUUCAUUUGCAUUGAUGAACAGGCGAUUGGUGUGGCAGAUGGUGUUGGUGGUUGGGCAGAUCACGGUGUUGAUGCUGGACUAUAUGCGAAAGAACUAAUGAGUAAAUCAAUGAGUGCUAUCAAGGAUGAACCAGAAGGUGCAAUUGACCCAUCAAGAGUUCUGGAGAAAGCUUUUACAGGCACCAAAGCAAGGGGAUCAUCAACUGCUUGCAUCAUCACUCUUAAAGAACAGGGUCUUCAUGCUGUAAAUCUUGGGGACAGUGGCUUCAUAGUGGUCAGAGAUGGCCGCACUGUUCUCAAAUCACCUUCACAGCAGCAUGAUUUUAAUUUUACUUAUCAGCUCGAGAGUGGGGGUGGCAGUGAUCUUCCAAGUUCUGCCGACGUAUUUCACUACUCAACCUGUACGACAACGAAAUCACUGCCGUCGUUGUCGAGGCCCUCAGGAGUGGCCUCGGUGCCCAGGGCACAGCUCAGAAAAUCGCCGCCCUUGCUCGGGAGAGAGCAGAGGAUAAGCACAGGCAGUCACCCUUUGCAGCCGCUGCUCAGGAGGCUGGGUACAGGUACUAUGGAGGGAAGCUCGACGACAUCACGGUCGUGGUGUCAUACGUGAUGAGCGCAGCAGCUGUUUAAUGCGAUGAUGCUUCUAUUUUCUGUUGUAAUGUACAUAACCUUUGCCCCAAACUCAUGGGAGCUCCUACGCCCCGGGGAGUAGAUUCCUAGGCUGGUUUAUUCGAGUGUUGGGGAUCUCCUGACACCUUAAUGUUUUAGAGUAUUGAGAUUGCGCUUUGGCUCGGGAAAUUGUGGCGAAAAACCAUGUCUGCCCCCCUUCUCAUUUAGCACUACAUGAGAUGCUUCUUGUAAACCCAUCCUUGGUGGAAGGAGAACCACCACCUGCUGGCAAAGUUUUGUUGUAUUCAUA
Molecule: messenger RNA, 1990 nt
Organism: Triticum aestivum (bread wheat)
Lineage: Eukaryota; Viridiplantae; Streptophyta; Magnoliopsida; Poales; Poaceae
Product: probable protein phosphatase 2C 80
Exons: 5
Coding region: 305-1681 (458 amino acids)
Biological process (GO): protein dephosphorylation
Molecular function (GO): protein serine/threonine phosphatase activity
Source: RefSeq, a predicted model, not a curated record